This is a messenger RNA of Octodon degus (degu), 1335 nucleotides long. RefSeq names its product growth hormone regulated TBC protein 1 (gene Grtp1). The record is from RefSeq and is a predicted model, not a curated record. The transcript has 8 exons. The coding region runs from base 52 to 1074 and encodes 340 amino acids. NCBI's taxonomy places the organism in Eukaryota, Metazoa, Chordata, Mammalia, Rodentia, Octodontidae.
CCUGCACCUAGGCUUGAGGCGCGCGAGGGGUAGCGCUGCUUAGUCCUCCGCAUGCAGCCGGCGGAACGCUCGCCGGCCCGCGGGCCUAGGGUCGACCCCUACGGGUUCGAACGUCCCGAAGACUUCGAUUACGCCGCCUACGAGGAGUUCCUCUCUGCCUACCUGGUGGUGCUCACCCGGAGGGCCCUGAAGUGGUCCCGGCUGCUGCAGGAGAACGGCGGCCUGAACAGGACCUCGACAGUGAAGCGCUACGUCCGGAAAGGGAUCCCGCUGGAACACCGGGCCCACGUGUGGCUGGCUGUGAGCGGAGCACAGGCCUGGAUGGAGCGGAACCCUGGCUACUACCAGCGACUGCUGCAGGGAGAAGAAGGAAAGUCUGAGUUGGAGGAAGCCAUCAGGACAGACCUGAACCGCACCUUCCCAGACAACGUGAAGUUCCGGAAGACGGCCCAGCCCUGCUUGCAGAAGGCCCUGUUCAACGUGCUGCUAGCCUAUGGGCUCCACAACCGGAGCGUGGGCUACUGCCAGGGAAUGAAUUUCAUAGCAGGAUACCUCAUCCUGAUCACAAAGAAUGAAGAGGAAUCUUUCUGGCUCUUAGAUGCUCUCAUUGGACGGAUCCUGCCUGAUUACUAUAGCCCAGCCAUGCUGGGGCUCAAGAUGGACCAGGAAGUCCUUGCAGAGCUGGUAAGGAUGAAGCUGCCAGCGGUAGCGGCCCUGCUGGACGGGCAUGGUGUGCUGUGGACCCUGGUGGUGUCCCGCUGGUUCAUCUGCCUGUUUGUAGACAUCCUGCCUGUGGAGACUGUGCUUCGCAUCUGGGACUGUUUGUUCAACGAAGGCUCCAAAAUAAUCUUCCGGGUGGCCCUGACCCUGAUUAAACAACACCAAGCAUUUAUCUUGGAAGCCACCAGUGUGCCUGACAUUUGUGACAAAUUCAAGCAGAUUACCAGCGGGAGCUUCGUGAUGGAGUGCCACACGUUCAUGCAGAAAGUAUUUUCAGAACCUGGGAGCUUGUCCAUGACGACCAUCACCAGGCUCCGUGAGAACUGCCGGGCAGCACUGCUGGCACAAAGGUGACCACGUCCCCCACAGUGUCCUUACAUUCCCAGUACUGGGAGGAGCCUUGACUGCCAGGGUAGGCCCCUGGGGAGUGUCUACUGCCUCCAUUAGUGCUGUACAAUACUUGAAGUCACUAUUCUUGUGUUUUUUUAAAAAGUGAUUUAAAAAUCACGGCAUUCUAUAGCCUUUCUGUUACUACCUAGUAAGUCCUAAGUCCCUUAAAACAGUAAUAUACAAAAUGUGAGAUAUGUGUUUCUAUUUAAUAAACUAUUCUGGCAC